AUGGUAUCCCAGGAUGCAUUAGGCCUCCUAGAGAGGUUCUGUCGAUCUUCGAGCUCGGAAAUUGAAAUCAACUAUCCGCAGCGCCUAGAUGAGGAUUACACGCUCAAAGGCUCGCGCGAUGCUUGCGCAAGGCUCAGGGCUUAUAUCUGUGAGGAUAAAUCCGGCUUUACCGACGCUCUCCGGAAUGCGCUCAACUUGCAAUCGGCACUUCGUGAAUUCCAUAGGCUGCAACGUAUGCUGUUUCGUGAACCACUUCCCGGUCCCUUCCCAGAGACAGAGCGCAUUGGGCAUCAAAGCAUUGCCGCACCUACGAUGAGCCUUCAGAGUUUGCUAGAUGAGAUAGGAGAAUGUGCGUGGUAUAUUGUGGAACUGCUUGAAUCUACAGACGUGCUUGUUGCCCCAAGUCCACCCUAUCCCGACCAUUGCUGA
This is a messenger RNA of Penicillium antarcticum, 429 nucleotides long. RefSeq lists its product as uncharacterized. The transcript has a single exon. Lineage: Eukaryota; Fungi; Ascomycota; Eurotiomycetes; Eurotiales; Aspergillaceae. The record is from RefSeq and is a predicted model, not a curated record. Bases 1 to 429 code for a protein of 142 amino acids.